Melampsora larici-populina 98AG31 is the source of this 2246-nucleotide messenger RNA. RefSeq lists its product as uncharacterized. The record is from RefSeq and is a predicted model, not a curated record. Lineage: Eukaryota; Fungi; Basidiomycota; Pucciniomycetes; Pucciniales; Melampsoraceae. Gene Ontology annotation, molecular function: DNA binding. Gene Ontology annotation, biological process: DNA replication initiation; DNA replication. Gene Ontology annotation, cellular component: alpha DNA polymerase:primase complex. The transcript has 6 exons. The coding region runs from base 102 to 2012 and encodes 636 amino acids.
CUGAACUUCAUCGCGUGAACCUUGAACGCGACCAAUCUCAUCGAUUUCACUUUUUCAAGAUAUCCUCUGGCCAUUCGACACUUUCAUAUUCGAUUUCUAACAUGAAUUCUAAAGAUUCAAAUAUGGCAGGACCUUCGUCUGUUGCCAUCAAGAAAAGGCAGCCGAAUCCUGGCCAAGGAUCUGGACACUUCUUGAAGGUCUGUUUGUUGAUAUUGGUUCCCGAUUUCCUAAUCGAUAGGUUAGAUGAAUUCGGAAUUUUUGCUACUCCCAAAGCCCCUCGUCGAACAGGAAAUCCCCAGAAUGCUAGUCUCAAUAAGAACUCAUCUAACUCGAGGCCAUCAUCAGCCCUUGCAGUCAAACGCGAAGACAUUGAGGGUGACAUUUUCUCAAGUCCAUUUGCAUCACGGAGCAAAGGGCAUCCAACCGAGAUUAUCAAUGGGGUUACGCCCUCGAAACCAAACCUACCGAUUCGCGCUAAGCUAGAUAGUCCACGUCAACCAAAUAGUCCUGCAGCAUUCAACUCCAGACCCGAGCCCUUCAAAGUGAUGGAUUCAUUAAAUUCAUAUUUACCUCUACCAACAGCGUCGGCUAAUACUAGCCGAACCUCCACUCAUCCUAUCAAAUUCGGAGCUGCUGCAAGUACAUCCGAUUGGAAUUAUCGUUAUAUGUUUGAGAAAUUAUCGGAUCGAUCAGAUGUCCUCGAUCAAAAACUUGAAUACUUUAGCAACAUUUUGGCUGAUUGGCAUGGCAUUGAAGAAUGGUCCGAUCCUAGCGUUGUUAGUCAGGAAGAUAUCUGGGCAGUUGGAAGGAUCUGUGCAGAAACACAAGACACAAAGGUUUCCGACAAUGCUUGUUGGUUGGAAACUAGCCGAUUAGGUGGUUAUGGUAGACGAGUUUGGCUUAAAUGGGAUGAAGCCCUGAAGGUACACGGUGUUGGAUCUGGUGAAGGAGGCGUGGGUUUGUUUCCGGGAGCAAUUAUCGGUGUCAAAGGACGAAACGGCGGCGGCACUUACUUCAGUGUGCAAGAAAUUCUGACUAUGCCACCAGUAGAUCCUCCUACGACUCUUCCAACAAAACUGGUUGAAUACUUACCAUCUGUAGAAGAAACACCGAUCAAAUUUGCCAUUGCGUGUGGUCCUUUUACGACUGAUGACAAUCUAGACUUUCUACCGCUUGAUGCUCUGCUAACACAACUGGCCACGGAGCACCUAGACCUCGUUAUCUUGUUAGGUCCAUUUAUUGAUUCCAACCACCCACUCAUCAAGACUGGAGAUAUCGAUGAUACACCCAGUACACUCUUCCGAGAAAAGAUUGCGACUCGACUCAUCAAACUCCGAACUUCCUCACCACAAACCAGGAUCUACUUGAUUCCAUCAUUACGUGAUAUCAUCGCUCCACACGCGGCUUAUCCUCAGUCUCCCCUCAAUUUCAGAGACCCGGCAUUAGGUUUAACAUCUGAUAUCAAAUGCCUACCCAAUCCGAUCACAAUCACUAUCAAUGAAGUAGUGAUCGGUAUCAAUAAUGUAGAUGUCUUGAUGUCCAUCCGAAAAGAAGAAUUCUUCAAACCGGCACUUGUUCAGGACGAUGGCGAGUCCAACGAAGGACCCGAUCCUAAUGCUAGAGAUAUCAUCUCUCGAGCAUGUCGGCACGUCAUGAGGCAACGAAGCUUCUAUCCGCUAUUUCCAGCCACUUUGGGGGCUGGGAUUGACCAGGUGAACUUGGAUGUUACGCAUCACGAGCUAAUAAAAUACGAUCCCGUGGGCGCUGAUAUUUUAAUCAUGCCCACAAGCUUCACAGCUUUUGCAAAGAUCGUCGAUUCUACAGUGAUUGUAAACCCACGUCAAUUAUGUAAAGGACAAGGUACAGGUACAUAUGCUAGAUUUACGAUUCAUGGACCUGAGAAAACGAAUUUAGAAGCUGAGAUUUUAAGAGGAAAUGAAUCACCUGAUGAGAUUGAAGCUAUUGAACAUAAUAUAUGGGAAAGAUGUCGAGUUGAUUUAAUUAGAAUUUAAAAGUUUGUUUUUUGUUUUUUAUUUUUGUGGGACCUGUAGUUUUUUUUUAGGAUUUUUUGUUUUUUUUGUUUGAUUGCUUGAAGUCUGAAUGGAAUUGUUUAUUCCUGGAAGAAGUAUAAUAUCAGAUUCCCUUGAACAAGUGAUACUAGAGAAUGUAUAUAGAAUGGAUCAUACAAAUCUCUUGCUAGCAUUGGUAUCAGGAAAACAAUCCAACAAAUGUGCAGUAACCUCUCU